GCAACUUUCAGUCUAAAUAUAGGGCGGAUGACCGUGCGUUCUAUUGGGGGGAAGAAAGUAGUAGCUAAUAGCACAAGUAGCAAUGGAAGGAGCAGGAGUAAUAGUAGGAGGUGAAGGAGGAGAGGAGGAGAGGAGGAGAGGAGGAGAGGAGGCGGAGAGGCAGAGAGGCGCAGGAGAGGAGGAGAGGAGGAGAGGAGAGGAGAAGAGAGGAGGAGAGGAGGAGAAGAGAGGAGGAGAGGAGGAGAAGAGAGGAGGAGAAGAGAGGAGAAGAGAGGAGGAGAAGAGAGGAGGAGAAGAGAGGAGGAGAGGAGGAGAGGAGGAGAGGAGAAGAAGAGAGGAGGAGAGGAGGAAAGGAGGAGAGGAGGAGGAGCAGAAGAGAGGAGGAGAGGAGAAGAGAGGAGAAGAGGAGGAGAGGAGGAGCGGAGGAGGAGAAGGGAAGGAGGAGAAGGAGAGCAGGAGAGGAGGAGAGGAGAGGAGGAAAAGAGGGAAGGAGGAGAGGAGGAAAAGAGGAGAGGAGGAGAGGAGGAAAAGAGGAGAGGAGGAGAGGAGAGGAGAAGAGAGGAGGAGAGGAGGAGAGAAGGAGAGGAGGAGCGGAGGAGAAGGGGAGGAGGAGAAGGGGAGGAGGAGAGGAGAGAGAGGAGGAGAGGAGAAGAAUUGGAGGAGAGGAAAAGAAGAGAGGAGGAGAGGAGUGGAGAAGAGGAGGAGAAGAGGAGGAGGAAAAGAGGAGAGGAGGAGAGGAGGAGAGGAGGAGAGGAGGAGAGGAGGCGAGGAGGAAAAGAGGAAAAGAGGAGAGGAGGAAAAGAGGAAAAUAGGAGAGGAGGAAAAGAGGAGAGGAGGAGAGGAGGAAAAGAGGAAAAUAGGAGAGGAGGAAAAGAGGAGAGGAGGAGAGGAGGAAAAGAGGAGAGGAGGAAAAGAGGACAGGAGGAGGAGAAGAGAGGAGAGGAGAAGAAAUGGAGAAGAGGAGGAGAAGUGGUGGGUAGGAGAGGAGAGGAGAGGAGGAGAAGAGGAAAAGAGGAGGAAAGAGGAGAGGAGGAAAAGAGGAGAGGAGGAGAAAUGGAGGAGAGGAGAAGAAUUGAAGGAGAGGAGGAGAAGUGGAGGACGAGGAGGAGAACGAGACGGAGGAGGCGGGGAGAGCGAGGACAGUCGAGCUGAUGAGACCUUGCUUGAAGAGGAACACGAGGAGGAGGAAGAUAAGGAGGAGGAGGAGGAGGAGGAGGAGGAGAAGGAGAAGGAGAAAGAGGAGGAGGAGGAGGAGGAGGAGGAGGAGGAGACGGAAGGGGGAGAUGGCUUCAAAAGAAAAGGUGGAGGGGGAUAUGGGAGAUGUGACAUGAGAGGAAUGCUUGCAGAUCACUGUCUACGAAGUUGUAAGCGCUACUGAUGCUCCUUGCUCCUGCUGCUGCUUGCCCCCUACCUGCCUCACCUAUCUAUGCCCUUCUCCUGCCAUUCCCGUUC
This is a messenger RNA of Chara braunii, 1452 nucleotides long. Lineage: Eukaryota; Viridiplantae; Streptophyta; Charophyceae; Charales; Characeae. The record is from the annotation of a GenBank genome assembly.